This is a messenger RNA of Adineta steineri, 867 nucleotides long. Lineage: Eukaryota; Metazoa; Rotifera; Eurotatoria; Adinetida; Adinetidae. The record is from the annotation of a GenBank genome assembly.
AUGGACGAGUUAUCUUUAGUUAUUCAAACAAUAAUUGAUAAUGAAUUGGAUGAUCUUAUUCUUGAUUUAGUUUAUGAUAUUCAUUCAUCAAUUAAAGGAAUACCUGAAGAUCAACUUGAAAUAAAUAAUAAUGGAACUAAACCAAAAACUUUUUUAAUACCACUUUCAUAUUCACCAACAACACCUAUUGAAAAACAGACAUGUAUUUGUCCUCAUUGUGGUCAAUCAAAUAUAAUAGCCAUACGAUUUGCUUAUCAUCUAGCGAAAUGUCUCGGUGUUGGUCGACGUUCAUCACGUCAAGCAAAACAUCGAAUUGUUGAUCAAGUUAUGACUAUAACUGCGUCAUCAGACGAAAGUCGAUCAAAUGGAGAUGAAAAUCAACAUGUUGAAGGAAAUAAUUGUAUAGCAGAAGAUGGAGAAUCUUGUACAGAUUCAACAUCAAAUUCAAGUAAUAAUCAUCGUCGAAUAGUAAAUGAAGAUCAAGAAUAUACUGGUGAUUUUGAUAAUGAGGAUGAAGAUGAAGAUGAUUGGAAACCAAAAAAGAAAAAACGAAAAAAUCCAACAAUUAAUAUAAAUAAAAAGAAAAAAAAGAAAGAAAAUAUUAUUGUGAUUUCUGAACCUAUAUCUGAACUUGAUUUUCAUAAUUGUAUCAUUCCACUUGAUAAACUUUGUCCACGUACACAACAUGUUGUUAUACCUUUAGUAUCGUCAGAUACAUCAUCAAAUGGUGAAAAUAUUUUUUUUCAAAAUAGACAAAUAUCUUCACCAACAUCUCAUUAUCUUCCACGAUCACCGCUCAAUCUAGUCGAAGAUGAACAAUCAUCAGCAACAUCAAUUAUUAUGUUUCAAGAAGAUAGUAAACAAUAG